Molecule: messenger RNA, 813 nt
Organism: Peniophora sp. CBMAI 1063
Lineage: Eukaryota; Fungi; Basidiomycota; Agaricomycetes; Russulales; Peniophoraceae
Source: the annotation of a GenBank genome assembly
AUGCCAACUGCACCCGGUGAACCUCUGCCGACGCCCUCUGCGCAAGUUCUGAACGCCGAACAACAAUCCCGCACCUCCAGUCCUCGGGUGGCAACGCCCAGAUCGGUAUCUCUUGCGCCGCCCCCUAACCCCGACAUUCAGGGUAGACCGCAACUCAAUGCCCCGGCUGCUGAACGUUCUGGCACCCAGCUUGAUGCUGUGUUGGCUCGAGACCGCGAUAUCCUGUCCCAGGUCCCGGUAUUAGCAUCGCUGGCAGUCCCGACUACGAUCAACCCCGCGCUUAUCAAUCCUUCUCCGCCGACCGCCCCACUCGCCGUGGAUGUUGAGAUGGUCCCACAGCCGCAUAUGGGGAUGCCGGAAUCGGAAUCACCGCUGACUACAAACCCCUCCCCAGGAAAUGUUGGUUUGCGGUCCUCGAGGGUCGCCUCGCCAGCGGGAUCUCACGUCGAGCAGCAAGCGCCCAGCUCAGUCGCGAGGACCAACGCCGCCGCUUCCGAUGGGAAUUCGAGCGAUGAGGACGAGCCCAUGGAGACCGGCGAAGACUGGGCGGUCGGCGACACAAGGAAACGCCGCGAAGACGAGAUUGAGCUCUCCGGCGACGAGCGCGCGGCGAAGAGGCAUGCGGGCGAUAUCACCUCAGGUGAUGAAGAUGCGGACGGCAGCUCCGACGACGAGGCGCAACCUGCGCCGGCUCCCGCAGCUGUCAAUCGCCAGAAUGCCGCUCGUUCUGGUCGAGCUCGCGCCGCCGGCACCAGUACUGCCGUGGCUGCUCGACGCGCCGGUCCUCGUACGCGUUCGCGUCGAUCUGGGUAG